UGCGGGAGAACAAAGCGAGGAGCCCCGCGGGACGCGGCUCUUCCUCCUAGAGUGUCCUCAUGGCCACGUCUUGCGGUGAAGAGCCCAAAGCCCAGCAUUGGAUACCUCUCAUAUGAGCGCAGCUCCUCGAGUGGUGACAGCUUCAGCUCCAGGAACAGCUCGACCAUGGUGGCCUCGCUCCGCGCGCUCGCCGUGCUCGCGCUCGCUCAGGUGUUCCUCGGAGCCGCCAGCGGACUUAUCCCCGAGGCUGGGCGCCGCCGCUACAGCGAGUGGAGCAGGCAGAGCGCGCAGCUGUCCGACGGCGUCCUGGACGAGUUCGAGCGGCGCCUGCUCAACAUGUUCGGACUGAAGCGGAGACCGAGCCCGAGCCCACUCACGGUCGUGCCGCCCUAUAUGCUGGAGCUUUACGAGCUCUACUCGGGUAGCCGCGAGCCGAGCCCGCGCAGGAGCUCAGCCUCCACGGGGAAACAUCUCGAACGCUCGGCCAGCGCGGCCAACACGGUGCGGAGCUUCCACCACGAAGAAUCCUUGGAGGCCCUUUCUAGAGAAAAUGGAAAGACAACACAACAGUUCUUGUUCAAUCUCACCUCCAUCCCUGGUGCAGAGCUUGUCACAUCUGCGGAGUUGAGAAUCUUCCGGGACCAGGUGAUGGGGACUAUCACCAACAGCAGUGGGUAUCACCGCAUCAAUAUAUACGAAGUCUUAAAGCCUGCACUUUCUUCCAAGGAGCCUAUCACAAGACUGCUGGACACUAGGCUGGUGCAGCACAGCCUCAGCAAGUGGGAGAGCUUUGACGUCAGCCUCGCUGUCAUGCGGUGGACUACUGAAGGGCAAACCAACCACGGUUUUGUGGUGGAGGUGGUCCACAUGGACAGUCACAGUGAGGAUGCUAGGAAGCACGUGAGGAUCAGCAGGUCCCUGCAUGAGGACGAGAACUCAUGGCCUCAGCUGAGGCCACUGCUGGUAACUUUCAGCCAUGAUGGAAAUGGGCGUGUUCUUCAUACCCGGGAGAAACGGCAGGCCAAGACUAAGCAGAAGAAGAAGCACAAAGCAAGUUGCAAGAGGCAUUCCUUGUAUGUGGACUUUAGCGAUGUGGGCUGGAAUGACUGGAUCGUUGCCCCUCCGGGGUAUCAUGCCUUUUACUGCCACGGGGAGUGCCCUUUUCCACUGGCAGAUCACCUCAACUCCACAAAUCAUGCCAUUGUUCAGACUUUGGUCAAUUCAGUAAACACAAACAUUCCUAGGGCUUGCUGUGUGCCCACAGAACUCAGUCCAAUUUCCCUUCUCUACCUGGAUGAAUAUGAAAAAGUUAUACUGAAAAACUAUCAGGAUAUGGUUGUUGAAGGCUGUGGUUGUCGAUGA
Messenger RNA from Scleropages formosus (Asian bonytongue), 1362 nucleotides. RefSeq names its product bone morphogenetic protein 2b (gene bmp2b). The record is from RefSeq and is a predicted model, not a curated record. Gene Ontology annotation, molecular function: cytokine activity; growth factor activity. Lineage: Eukaryota; Metazoa; Chordata; Actinopteri; Osteoglossiformes; Osteoglossidae. Gene Ontology annotation, cellular component: extracellular region. The coding region runs from base 166 to 1362 and encodes 398 amino acids. The transcript has 3 exons.